Molecule: messenger RNA, 792 nt
Organism: Sus scrofa (pig)
Lineage: Eukaryota; Metazoa; Chordata; Mammalia; Artiodactyla; Suidae
Source: RefSeq, a predicted model, not a curated record
AUGUCUCCGGCGCCGCGCGCCCUCCCGGCGGCCGCCUCUAGCCCCUGGCGGGCGGCGGCGGGCGGCGGGGGCGCGGCGGGGCCGCGGGGCGGCUCAUGCCCCCGGCCCCCGGGCUCCGCGGCCGCCCUGGCCCGCGCCCCCAGCCCGCCGCGUUCGGCCCGGCGCCGCUGCGGAGGCCGGAGGAUCGGGCCUGCGUUACGGCCGCGCGGACCGCCAGGGGCGGCGGGCUCCUGCCGGCUCCCUGGCUCCCGCGCAGACGCCGCCGCCGCCGCUGCGCUGCUCUCCUCAAUGGAACCUGCGGGCAGCGCGCGGCGAACCCGGCGGCCUCGGCCUGGACGCUCAGGGCGUGCGGGCGGGGCGUGCGCGUCACGGGCGCCGCGCCUCCGGGCCCGCCCCCAUCCGCUUGCCCCGCCCCCGGCGCAGCGCCCCGCCCCCGGGCGGACCUCUCGUCCCCUCGUCCGUGGCCCCGCCCCGCCCCGGCUGGCCCCGCCCCGAGGCCCUGGCGGGCCCUUGGACUGGCCUAGCUUCCCCGCCGCCACGGCCCUGCCCCGCCUGCUCGCCCCGCCCGCAGGGAGCUGGCCCCGCCCCGACACUCGGCCCCCUGCCCUGGGUGGACCUGUGGCCUCCUUAACGCCUCGUUCGGCCCUGCCGCUUUGUCCCCAGGCGCAGCUGAGAUCCAGUGAGUCCCGCCGCUCCGUAGCACCGUGUCCGACCGGGCUCCAGGCCUCCCUGGACCCGUCCCCCGACGCCAGCUCCACCCCUAAGUCUGACCUGACCUUAUUCGGCCCCUAG